This is a messenger RNA of Amoebophrya sp. A25, 4302 nucleotides long. The record is from the annotation of a GenBank genome assembly. NCBI's taxonomy places the organism in Eukaryota, Dinophyceae, Syndiniales, Amoebophryaceae.
AAUGAAUUCAAAUUUUCUAUUAUGUGCGAUGUUGAUGCACUAGCUCCUUUCAUGAAAAUGGAAGUUUAUUCUUCGACAUGAAAAUAAUCAUCUGCAUUAUAUUGACUUUUUCUUCACAGGAUUCUAGCCCUCACACGACUCCUCAACCUACAUCUUUAAGGUCCUCGUGUGUGAAUUCACCUCAUUCGUUGUGGACAGCCAAUCAUCUCUGCAUUUUGCGAUUGAUUCCGGGGUUUGCUGGAUUUGGAUAUAUUUUAAGAGGUUUCGUUCCUGAGAAUUGUUCAUAUCUUUGUCUUACCACGAAUGUACACCGUUCGUCGUGUCUCUACUACAAGGUUCGUCGUUGCUCGUUCUUGCGUCGAAGACGUCGUUUAGUUCGAAACAGAUGAUACGGUUCGGGACUUUGUUUCUCUUUGAAUUUUUUCUCGCAAAUAAGGAAGUUUUGCGCGACUUGCUUUUCGUCUUAACUCUCGCACCACCCACAUCUCACAAAAAAACUUCCUUGUAGGCUUUGCUGAUUUUACAACCUUUUUUUUGACCGACGUGGUCUCAUUUCCGAAACCCUGGUAUCGGUGUUUUGUUCACACAUUUUUAUCGGUCCAACAAGUGUUGCAUAUAGACGCAGUCUAGACGGUUUUUUUUUAACUUUGCUUCCUUAACUUUCAUUUACAACUUCUUCAUACCUACCUCUUUCGAAAAGAUGAACUACGGCCACAACGGUAGAGGAAACUCCCUACAGAGGAGUUCCUCUCAGAGAGGUGGCUACUACGGCGAUCCGUACUGCGAGGCAUACUACAGCUUCAGCCGUGGUUACACUCAGCCGAUGAACUACAUCCCUUACAACGACAGCUAUGGCGGAUCGCGAUCCUCGUAUAAUAACAGCGGCCAUGGCAGCUCUGGCCUGGUGGGCUGGGGCGCGUCAGCACCAGCUGUCGUAGAUGAGGCCAUGACCUUGAGCGUAGAUGUAUCCAACGCUAAGUCAGUCCUCAUCGUUGGGGAUGGGGACCUCUCCUUCGCGGCAAGCCUGGUCAACCACGUCCUGCACGUAGAAAGAAUUACCGCCACCGUCUACGAAAAAGAGGAAGAAUUUCUCAAAAGGUAUUCUUUCCUGAAGGAAAUAGAAAUCCUUCGCUGAAUACGUAGUAGUAAGUAAGAGAGGUGGUAUGGGUAGUUUUGGAUUUGGGACUCAUGCUUAAGCUUAAAUGGUUGAUGUUACUCCAAUUUAAUAGCCGAAAACUACACUUCGCUUUCGUCGUUUGUCACUUUAGGUAUGGCGACCAGGACCACACAUCAGGGUUGGUAAAUUUGAAGACCCUGCAGGGCACCAGCUGCAACAUGCUGUUUGGCAUCGACGCCACGGACAUUCGUGGCAGCUUGCGCAAGUGCCAGCAGGAACGUGGUGGCGUCGCGCCCUCCGUUGACGUGGAGAAGAUCCAGUAUGAUGUAGUAAUCUUCAACUUCCCGUAUCCGAUCGAAUGGAAUAGCACCAAUGUGCGCGGACGAGCGGAAAAGCUGAUGCGUGAUUUUCUUCCCUCGGCCCAAAAAGUGAUCUCCGAAAAGGGUCAAAUUCGUAUUGCGUUAGUCAACAAGCAAUUCGAAAUGUGGUACAUCGCCCAGACGCUCCAAAAUGCGAAACUCGAGGUCGAAAGAGUCGAAAAAUGUAUGGCCUCGAUCUGUUAAUUUACUUCAGUACUCAGAAGGAGAAUUUAAAUCUUCAAUUUCGAUUACGAUUUCAUGAUCUAUCUUACCUUAUCAAUCUUAAUGGAGUAAGCGCUCUGCUUUCACUGGAACGUUUGUUACCUACUUAGAAGUUUUAGAUGGAUUAUGUCUAUAAUUUUCUAUAAGAUGCCUUUUUUUGAUUUUCUUGUUUUUUUCUCCCUCUUCAUCUGAGUCGACAAGGAGUUGUUUGAGCAUUUUCGGAGUCGGUACGGGGAUGAUCGGGAACAAAAGAAGAGCGGAACGAAAGCGAACUACAUCGAUACGGGUAAUCCGCGGUAUUUUAUUAUCCGGAAGAAGGCUUUUAUGGACGCGCAGCGGCGCGAGCGACUCGCCGACACGAAGCAGAUCGUUGACGCGCAGCAGAAGGUGCGCGAUCAGCAGAAGGCAGAGAGAGAGGCCGAGAAGAAACGCGAGGAGGAAGAAGCAGCACGAAAGAAGAAGGACGAACAGGAAAGGAAAAAAGCAGAAGAAGAGCGAAUCAAGCAAGAAGAGCAAGAAAAGCUCAGAGCACGCAGACGGGAUUUAGCAAAGAAAGCUGAAGAGGAAAAUAACGAGAGAAAAAGACGUGAGCAGCAGCUUCGUCUAGCGCAACAACAACUACAACUACAACACCAACAACAACAUGCUAACGAGGUCAGUUCUGGUAGUAUAUCUGGCGGUGAUAAUGCGCCAAACGGCAGUGCCGUGAACAACAAGCCCAAGUCAGCGAUUAAGCAGACUCUAUUGCAAAAUGUUAAAGUUGAGGCCAAAGCAGACGUGGCGGGCUCAGCACUUCCUGCAGCGAAUAAGAGGACGCAGGUUCCACCGGCACUGCAGGUGGACAAGCUCAACACGGAACACAUCGCAGUGUUUCCUGCUCCUCGUCUUAGGGAUGUUGUGCUGCAUCCCGAAGGUAGGGCGUUUACGCUUGUCGAAGUGCGAGAAAAGUUCGAGAAGUUGAGGUCGGAUUCGCUCUUCUUGUAUGCCGACGGCUACUUCUAUACGAGAGAACGCUGCCGAGUCGCGCUUGACUUCCGCGUCGCGCAGCGAGUGCUCAAGGACCAGCGGGAGAAGAGGAAAGCGAAAAUACAGAAACAACUACAAGAUCAACAAGCCAAGCAAAAAGUGCAACCGGCUGACAGAGCUGGUGCACACACGUCAGCCCAGGGCAUUUUGAAUACUAUCGACAGCGUGGUGGAUGUGCUUCCUCCGAGUUCGCUGGAAGUCCAAAAUCCUUUUGCGAGCGAGGGUACACCGACUUCUGCGGAAACUGUUCCCGCCGGAACAGCGGCGACGAAGCGCGCUGCCUCGACGACGCAACAGCAUGAAGUGGCAGUCGCAGGCGCGCCAGCGAUAAAGCGCGUCCGCAGGGAUUCGACCCCGUCCAGACUGCCGCACAGGGAGGUUCUUGGUGACGCGGAGAUGCCGCAACGCGGUGACCGAGCUCGCCAGGAGGUGAGCCUGCGCAAUCCGUUUCACGACAGUGAUGCGAUGGAGGUGGAGGAGGACUUUGGAGCUAUCAACAAAAUGACAAUGCCACACAGAGAGAUGCGUGUGGAGGAGAGACCAUCGGUAGUGCCAACGGCUCCUCAUUCCUCUUUUGAGGAUGGGAAGCCGGCGGCGCCUAAACACGUCCCCUUACUACACACAACAACAACAACGUCAACAACUACAACAACAGUGAUGAUGAACAAAUCCUCUGCUUCUUCCAAUCAUGUCGUGCGGAGCGCCAGGUCGGCGAGAAAGUCGCUCCAUGAAGCCGAAAAUACACAGGUCAUGCAGACAAGAGAACUGAUCGCGUCUUCUGUUGUGGCUGUGGCAGCACCUCAAAGGCCCGCUGAUGCGAGAGUGUCAGGGCAAGGGAAUAAGGAUCCGAGUAGCGGAAAGGUGCGGAAAGUUCCCCUCUUGAAUAACAACGAACAAACACCACCUACAGUGCCUAGCGAGAGAUCAGAUAGAAAUAGCACUACAUCAACCAGGAUGAAUACGCGCACUGUUCCCGUGCUACCGACGCCACUUUCCCGAGGUGGUCAGGCCCCGCCGCCACCCCCACCUGAACGACCAGCUGUUGCGCAAGCCUUGCAUGCAGACGAAGAUGACAACAACAAGGAGCGAGAGCUCCUGCUGCGCCGAUUUUACGCCAAAGCCAAUCAGGGCAAAGCAGCAACGGCUGCACCAAAAGCACACCCACCUCCGAGUGCGGUAGAUAACAAUACGAAUGCGGUUAGAGGGCCGCAGAGAUCAGGGGGUGGAAAAGCGUCAUCCUCGAGGGGUGCUACGGCAGGCGGGAACAGAAGCAACAAUGCUUUGCUUCGCAGUGUGGGACCAUCUGGGGGUGUAGCCCCUCCGCCGCCUCCUCCGCCACCGCCGUCCGACCUCCUCACUUCUCUGCUUGCGGGACAGCGCACGAUCGCGCAUACCAACAUGAUGCUCAACAACCUCCUUUCCAACCCGUACGACUAUGCAGCACCACCCCUGAGCGCAUUUCCGCAGAUGCAGACAUCAACACUGCUAUCGGAGCAACGCCAACCCGUCAGCACUGACACGCGCUAUGCCGCGCUGCAGCGGGCUGCUCACAUGAGCAACCCAAGACGUGCGUGGUGA